AGUCUCGGCUGUCUCCGUAACACUCUUUAUCCUCAAAAAGGGAGAGCAGAAGAGGACACAUUCAGAGUUGGGUUCGGAUGGAUGGACCGCCAUUAUUUGGACAUAGACACUUUCGCCCUCACGUAGAAUGCUUGACGUUUAAAGCCACGCGAGGCCCAGAUUGCAUGUGAUUUGACUACGAAACUGGAUGUUGUGUGUCACUGUUAAGGCAUCGCUGCAUGCUGUCUGCACACGAUGAAAUCAGCAUUUCAUGACAACAACAAAGGACAUUUUAAUUUAUCAAAACCAACGUGGUUAGGCCGGAAGAAGGUAUUAAAACAAGCCGGUUUUCUCCUCGGAAACAACGGGUCUCCAAGAAAGGACAUUUCUUUGUUUGGAUAUGUUUAGCCGUCAGUGUAUUUUCAGACCGGCUUCUGUAACUUACCAAUGACAAAAAUAUUCUUUGAAACUGCAAGCCACUAAAACACGCGGUCAAAGUUGCCCCUAGAAUUUCAUCUUCCAUGCAAACUUAGCGUUUUGCUUUUUUGCAUUUUUCUGUUUUUUAACAACACGACCGAUCCCGGGUUGGCCUCUGCGAGGAAAGAGGGAUUCAGAAGGGAACGGAGAAAGGUACUGGUUAAACCCCAAUUUCUGCCUUUGCUUUCAGUUCUUCAGUGCCCUUUGUAACCAUCUCUGAUUGGUCAGCACUAAUUUGAGCAAGCCGCUUUCUUGACCUGAAAGGAUGAUUGAAACAUUGUCCCCAAAGCCUCAGUUGUAAAUCAUAUACCCUGAUCAACAUUUUAUGGACACGUUCCAAAGAGUCUGCCACUGUCAAACUUGGGCCAUAACAAGAUGAAUGCCUGCAUACGAUGAUGAUGGCUAAAAAGCAAGAAUCCCGGAUGCCUAUCUACAACCUCGUUGUUGUUGGCCUGUCGGGUACUGAGAAGGAAAAAGGCCAAUGUGGAGUCGGCAAAUCUUGCCUUUGUAACCGUUUUGUCCGUCCCAGUGCGGACGACUUUCAUCUAGAUCACACUUCUGUGCUAAGCACCAGUGAUUUUGGGGGCCGGGUUGUCAACAAUGACCAUUUCCUGUUUUGGGGAGAAGUGGGACGAGUUUUGGAAGAUGGUGCAGAAAGUAGGAUGCAUGUUGUUGAGCAGACAGAAUUCAUCGAUGACCAGACGUUCCAGCCCCAUCGCAGCACAGCUUUGCAGCCAUACAUCAAAAGAGCUGCUUCCACCAAACUGGCUUCUGCCGAAAAACUCAUGUACUUCUGCACUGAUCAGUUGGGGCUAGAGCAGGAUUUUGAACAAAAGCAAAUGCCUGAAGGCAAGUUGCAGGUGGAUGGCUUUCUGCUUUGUGUGGAUGUGAGUCGCGGUAUGAAUCGCAACUUUGAUGAUCAAAUGAAGUUUGUCACCAACUUGUACAAUCACUUAAGCAAGACUAAAAAGCCUAUUGUACUGGUUCUCACCAAGUGUGAUGAAGGUGUUGAGCGAUACAUUAAGGAUUCUCAUACUUUUGCAAUUACAAAAAAGAACUUGCCGGUUGUCGAGACUUCCGCGCGGUCUAAUGUCAAUGUUGACAUGGCUUUCCUCACCUUGAUCCAGCUCAUAGAUAAGGGUAGAAGUAAGCCCAAAAUUAUACCUUAUUUUGAAGCACUAAAACAUCAGAGUCAACUGAUUGCCUCUGCGAAGGACCGCUAUGAAUGGUUGGUGAACCACAUUGUUAAGAAUCACAAAGAAACUUGGCCCAACAUCAGCCGAAGAAUGCAGACAUCACCUGAGUACAAGGAGUAUGUAUUUCUAGAAGGAACAGGUAAAGCAAAAAAGCUUUUUCAACAACAUAUUCACCGUCUGAAGCAGGAGCAUAUUGAAAGGCGUCGCAAAGGAUACCUAAGCACUCUACCACUUGCCUUGAGUAGCUUGGUGUCUGAGUUGGAUGAAAUUGAGCAUUUGAGCUGGUCUGGGGUGCAGAAGGUCCUUGAGUCUAAAAAGGACUUUGACCAUUGGUUUGUGGUAUUGGAGGAUGCACCAUGGGAAGAGACACCACAUCUUGACAACAUGGAGGAUGAGCGCAUCCCCUUUGAUGUUUUGGAUACAACAGCUGCUGAAAUAAUCUUUGAUGCACACCUUGAACACCUGCGCAAUGAAUGCAAGCGUGCCCAGAUGCGUCAUGAGUUCAAAGCAAAAUUGGCAUCUUCACCCUUUGUUACCCCUGGCAAGCCCUGGGAGGAAGCCCGGAGCUUCAUCAUGAACGAAGACUUUUACCAGUGGCUUGAGGAGGCAGUAUAUUUGGACAUUUAUAACCGGCACCAAAAAGCAAUCAUAGACAAGGCGAAAGAGGAUUUUCAGGAGCUCCUACUGGAGUACUCUGAGCUUUUCUAUGAACUUGAGGUGGAUGCCAAACCUAGUAAAGAAAAGAUGGGAGCAAUUCAAGAGGUGUUGGGUGAAGAGCAACGCUUCAAGGCACUGCAGAAAUUGCAAGCUGAGAGAGAUGCUUUGGUUUUAAAGCAUAUCCAUUUUGUGUAUCACCCUACUAAGGAAACAUGCCCCAACUGCCCACACUGUGUUGACAACAAAAUUGAGCAAAUGUUAGCUUUGUGCUUCCCUGCACAAUACCCUUCUUUUGGAAAGUCACAUAUGAUUGAUGUAAAGAUAGAUAGGAUUAAUCUUGUUAUCCUGGGCAAAGAUGGUCUAGCAAGAGAACUGGCCAAUGAGAUUCGGGCAUUAUGUACCAAUGAUGAUCAUUACUUGCUUGAAGGUAGAAUGUAUGAGCUUGUCCUUCGACCCAUUGAGGGCAAUGUAAGACUUCCUGUGAACUCAUUUCAUACAGCCACAUUCACUCCCCAUGGAUGCCUGUGUUUGUACAAUUCAAAAGAAUCCUUGUCAUAUAUUGUUGAAAGUAUCGAGAAAUUGCGAGACUCUACACUUGGCAGAAGGGAUAACCAUAUUGCUCAACUUCCUCUCUCGCUCUUGUUAAUAACCAAAAGAGGCGUGGGAGGACUAGGAGACAUUGGUGGGGAGACUGCCCAAGCUUUAAUAUCACAGGGUCAGCAGGUAUCAAUAAAACUGCAAUGUAACUUCCUGGAACCAGCCUCCCCAGGCAGCGGCUAUGGUCGAAAUUUGAACGAAAGGCAGAUCAAUCAGGUCUUGAAAUCUCUACUUGAAAUGAGGAGGACUUCGACAUUUCGUAGUGGUUCACCACCUGCACCUCCACUGCCUCCAUGUAUUAGAGACUUAAAGCAGGACCAGAGCCCAGAGGCUGAUUUGCGUAUUGUCAUGUGCUUAAUGUGUGGAGACUCUUAUGACACUGAUCACCUUCUUGCGCCGUUCCUGCUCCCUCAGCACUGCAAGCCGACGUCUCCCCAGGCAAGUGGCCCUUCAGUGCUGCUUGAACAGACAUUUGGUGGAAACAAGUUUACAAUUGAGCUAUCCCUAAUGGCAUACCAUGCUGCUUUUGCCACACGUAAAAGUAGGUUGGUGCAUGGUUAUAUUGCUGCCUACUCUCCAUGUCGCAAGGCCUCUUUUGAAACCCUGUGUGCCUUCUUGUGUGAGGUUCAAGACAUCAUCCCUGUUCAACUGCUUGCAGUGGGAGAAACUCAGAGUGAGCUUCUAGACACCGCUCAUGAGUUCUUAGUCCAAGGUGAGGAUCUGGCCCAUGAAAUUGAGGGACGUUUUUGUAGUACAGUCUGUGGCCCUGGCGGAGGACUACACAAAAUAGACCUCUUGGAACAAUUUUUUGCAGAAGUGUUAGAGAAGAGAACCAUUGUUGAGGCCAGUCAUCUGUAUGAAAAUGUUCCAGAAGCUUCAAGCACAAAUGAGAAUGUGUAUUCUCCACACUGUGGCUCCCCAAGCCCCGUCACAAUGCUGUUAGAUUCUGAGGAGGACAUGGAAGCUUCACCGCCUUACCAUGAUGGCACACUCACCUCUCAUGGUGGGUUCAAACUGCCUGACUUGGAUUCAGGUGACACAUUCUCUGUAAUCUCUGACCUUAGCACCUUUGAGAACAAGCUAAACAAUAAAAUCCCUCCUCAAGUGAGGCCAAAACCAAGUGUCACUUUUGACCUCAGAAAACCAAAUUUCAACCCCUAUAUAGAUUCAGUCAGCCAUCGGCGGUCUCUUACAUCGAAUGUGACAUGGCCUAUUGGAGGAGAAUAUGAUCCUUCAGACUAUGCUGAACCAGUGGAUGCUGUAUCAAAGCCACGGCCCAACUACGAGGACAGCAUUUACUCUGUGCCACAUGACAGCACACAGGGCAAAAUCAUUACAAUCCGGAAUUCCAAUAGGAUGCACUCUAAUGGAGGAGGCAAUGGUUCAGACAGUGAAGGGGAUGGCAGCUCUUUGGAAAGACGUCGCAAGUUCUCUGCAGCAAGGGCGAAGCCGCGACUCUACCGUGAUCGUUCCAAACGGCUGGGGAAGUUCAGCAAUUUCCGCACCAGCUUUUCUAUUGGUAGCGAUGAUGAGAUUGGCACACUUACAAGGUCAAAAGACGAUGAUGUUUCCGGAUUGAAGGGAGACACACUUAACGAAGAAGGAGAGGAUCCCAAAAAGAGGAACAUACUGAAAAGUCUUCGCCGACCAGGCAAAAAAUCAAGACCAAAGCCCCGUCAUUCAAUCUCUAAGCCUUUGGAGAGUACUUACUUUGGUGUGCCUCUGGUUAACGUAGUUUCCUUUGAACGACCUAUUCCACUUUUCAUUGACAAGUGUAUCCGUUAUAUUGAAGCUACAGGUUUGACAACAGAGGGUAUCUACAGAGUAAGUGGAAAUAAGUCAGAGAUAGAGACCUUGCAAAGACAGUUUGAACAGGACCACAAUCUGGAUCUAGUGGAAAAGGACUAUACUGUGAACACAGUUGCCGGGGCAUUGAAAAGUUUCUUCUCAGAGCUGCCGGAUCCUCUGAUUCCUUAUAGCUCACAGGUGGAGCUGAUCGAAGCGUUCAAAAUUAAUGACAGGGAACAGAGGCUGCACACUAUGAAGGAUGUGUUGAGGCGAUUUCCUAGGGAGAAUUUUGAUGUCUUCAAAUAUGUUAUGAGCCAUCUAAACAAGGUUAGUCAGUGGAACAGAGUCAACUUAAUGACCAGUGAAAAUCUGUCCAUCUGUUUCUGGCCAACACUGAUGCGGCCAGACUUUACCUCUAUGGAUGCUCUGACAGCUACUCGCACCUACCAGACAAUCAUCGAGACAUUUAUUCAUCAGUGUGCUUUCUUCUUUUACAACCAACCUCCUGCUGAAUCACCCACUGGCCUCUUCACACCUGCUGGACCGCUGGUGCCCUCUGGAUUGCCCCCAUCCCCCACAGCCGCACCUUCUUAUUGCCCUCCAACCUCACGUUUUUCCCCUCUUUUGCACUCACCCCCACAUUCUCCCCCUCAGAGCCCACACACAGCCCCUACAGAACCACAAACGCUGUGAGUAUAAGGGGAAAAGUUGCCUGCAGUUUAGUAAACUUGACACACAAAGUACAAUGCAUGCUUACACAGCUACAUAUACAUAUUCUACAUAAAAGACCUUAACACAUAGCCUGUUUAGGUCAGUGCUAUAUGUAAAAAAAGUGUACUGGGCUUUCAGUACAUCUGUUUGGGACCUACACAAAUAAUACCACCAUACACCAGAUGAACAUCUGUGCGAUUAACUGAACAAUCUGUGUAACCUACAAUGGUGUUUUGAGAUCACCAUGUCAACUUUGAAAAUUAUGGACAUAAACUACAUCAGAGUGUAUAAAGAUGCUCUAAUCAGAAAAGAAAUGAAGAGUACUUUUGAAAUUUGCUGUUCUCUUGCUCAUCAGUACUCGGUUAUGUUCAUUUUAUAGCAUUAACUGUUCCGUGUCCCCAUAUCUUUUCUCUCUGAAUACACCUGUACACCAUAUGAAACUGUUGUAUAGGACAUUACAGUCAUGAAAAAAAUCAUGAAGCGCUUACUCAUUGUCCGGCUUUUUGUUUACAUUUCUUUUGGGGAGAACAAUUGAAUGAACAUUUUUUUUUAUUGAAUGAGAUCACAUUAUUAUCUUCAACAAUAAUUCAUCAUUGAUUCAUAUCCCAUUCCUCAUUAAGUUAAACGGACUCUAUUAUUGAAAACAUUUCUGAAAAGAUAAAUGGAGCAUUAAUUUUGCAGGACACGUUUGUCCUUGCUUCCAACACUUGGAAGGUUUGACACCUGAUAAACCAGAAUGUGAUGUUGAUGAGGUUUUGUUUUGAUGAAUGGCUCCUGUGGAUCUCUGCUCAUAAAUUCAGCUAAUGCAGAGUGCGUGCCCUUUCCUUUGAAGGCUGAGAUUUAAAUGGCAGUGAAAUCACAGGGGAAUGCUCUUCGUGAGUGCUGGUGAGGGGCUUGAGAUCACGGAGAACGCAGAUUAACUCAGACCCUUAAACUUUAGCCUUUGAAUCAGCUAUUCAAAACCCUGACACCUUAAUUUUGGAAUCGGUUUUAAAAACACGAGGUCUUGAAGGCCUGUUGCCCUGUCUGUCUGUUUUAAAAACUCCAUUGUUUUAACUUGAGCUAAAGCACUUUUUUGUCUGUGAACUGCAACACUGAAUAAUUUUUGGUUCUACUUGUUGCCACUGUUCAUUGAACGUUCAAGGUGAAUGUGAAUCGAUAAGACUCAUUGAGAUUUAAGUCCCAGACUAAAGUUCACUUUUGAUGUUUUUUGUUCUUGAAUAUGUCUUUGUCUGCUGUUGGUAUGUUCCUGGACUUUGUACAGCCUUAUGUUUGGACCUUAUGACCUUAUGAAGUCACAAUUCUUCAUAGUCAUCUCCAUGUAGCUGGAUCAGAAUGACAACUUUUCCAUCUCCUAUUCUGUCUAAACUCUUCUGGACAAAUUCAUGAUGUAUAAAGAUUCAUUAGCUCAUUGUGUGUAGAUUGUAUGAAUAAUACCUUUUACUCUUGAACCAUGAAGGACUUUACUUCAUUACUGUACGUUUUGCUUGAAAUGCCACUGCUUCCUGCUUCUAUCCAGCCAAGGUAGAAAAGUUGAAGUACCAAAGUAGUGCAAGGUGGCUGAUGAGGGUUCAACACCAGACCAAUAUUUUCGUGACUGGGAUGGGGAAGAGCAUGUCAACUCAGAUACUUGACAAACACACUUAUUAUGCUCAACCCAUAAUGAAUGAUUUAGCAUUUUUGCUUAUUAUCCACUUUCUUUGUAUUUGCUGCUUUUCUACCAGGCUGAACAAACCUGAAGUUAUUUCAGCAUUACUUGAAGUAAACAAUUUCCUUUCAUAUUGUGAUUUUCAGCGAACAGUGUGAGAACUGUAGAAUUCCUAGCUACAGCCAUCCAUUUUUGUUAUACCUAAAUGCAAGUUCUCUUCGAGCUGUAGUGUGCUUAGUCAAGAAAAUUGUGAUUAACCGAGAUGGUUAAUGAAAUGAGAUAUUUUCAGGAAUGCCACUGUACUCUUAUUGUGUUUAUGUAAAAAUAGAGCUGCUUCUGGUUUCUUUGUUUUAGAUUUUAUUUACGACUGAAAAAAAUCUGGAAAUAUUUGUUUUUUUCUUUCCUUGUUUUAAAAAAAACGUAAUUUGAAGUACUAGCAACAGCCCAGUGAUUAAUGCUUUUUGUUAACCUUUACUGUGGGUGGAAUGUUUUUACCCUGGAAUCUAAAACUAUGAGCCUGGAGGCAAUUCUCCGGUAGUUGUGAGAGUUUCUGGUAUGCCACCAUUGAUUGUUUAUUGUGUAUAUAAAGGUUCAUGAAAUUCUCACGCUUCAAAGUAGCUUCCAUUUAACAAAGCUUUGUCAAAAUGACUGGAUGUGAUAAUUUUUUACAUGGUUUGUGUUUAAAUUCUACAAAACCAGAUUUCAAAGUUUGACUUGGUUCAGCUGUAUUUCUUUUAUUUAAUCACAUGGUGUCGGCAAUGUCAAUUAUUUGACUCUUUACUCCUUGUGAAUUAAUGUUUUGCUACCCUUCUCACAUUUUCAUCUGCUGAUAUGUGGCUGUUGACCUGAAAAUAUUAGCACAUUUUCAUAAUGAAAAGACUAGUUUACCCUAAAACUGAAGUUCUGCCAUUUGCUUAUCCUCAUGUUGUUCCACAGCUAUAUAUAAUGAUCCUGUGAAACACAUUAAGACGUACUCUGUUACACUCUAAAAAGAAAAAUAUUUUGGCUGUGUUCCAUAGAAGAAAGUAAUAUGGGCUUGCAUUGAUAUGAAGGUGAGUAAAUGAUUUUUUUGUGUGUAUGUGCUCUAAUCUUUUAAAGUUCUGUUGGUGAUAAAUCGUUGGUAAAAACAGGAUAAAAAAUUAAAAACUGACACUACAUGA
Triplophysa dalaica is the source of this 8213-nucleotide messenger RNA. RefSeq names its product Rho GTPase activating protein 35b (gene arhgap35b). Gene Ontology annotation, biological process: signal transduction. Lineage: Eukaryota; Metazoa; Chordata; Actinopteri; Cypriniformes; Nemacheilidae. The transcript is spliced from 7 exons. Gene Ontology annotation, molecular function: GTP binding; GTPase activity. The coding region runs from base 849 to 5387 and encodes 1512 amino acids. The record is from RefSeq and is a predicted model, not a curated record.